UACAGGGGGAUUCCCAUACCUGCCGUGGGUAUGGAAAUGUCGCCGCCAGAGGAUGGUAUAUGGAGCUACCGGAUGCGGUUCGUCACACCGUAGACCAGGUCGGCUUCGGCGCCUUCUGCAGUGGACUUUCCCGCCUUACCGCGAGCAGGCCUCUCCUUGCCGCUCUGGUGGAGAGGUGGUGGGACACCACCGAUUCCUUCCACUUCUCUGCCACAGGAGACAUGACGAUGACUCCCUAUGACUUCUCGAUGCUCACCGGCAUCGGGGUAGGGGUGAUCCGAUCCCCUUUGACACAGAUAUGGACGAGUGGGAGGCCGCUCAGAUGUAUUUGCUGGGCGUCCUACCGCCUCUUGCUCGCCCAGGUUUCGUCAGAUACUCGUGGUUUGAGGACCACUUUUGGAUUCAGCCAGCUCUAGCUGAGGAGGCGCCGAUGACUCAGGAGGAGGUGGAGCGGUACGCGCGCGGCUUCCUCAUGUUCCUGUUGGGGACGACCAUCUUCGCCGACCGGGCGAACACCGUGCCCCUCUGUUUGCUGAGCGCGCUCGUGGACGUCACACGGAUUCUGUGCUAUGACUGGGGUGGGGCAGCCUUGGCCACACUCUAUGGAUACAUGAGCUUAUCCUCCCGGUGCAACGGGCAGUUGCUCGGGGGCUACUGGCGAGCUUGGGAGUUGUGGGUCUACGCCUACUUCCCGAGGCUUGUGCCAAUGCCCGACGUGGAGACCCCUCUCGGCGUUCCAUUCUCUUGACGCUUUGAUGUGAGAUGCAUGCGGAGACCCCGGGAGACGUUCAUAUUCUUCUGCCGCUAUUUUGACACCAUUAC
Messenger RNA from Camellia sinensis, 822 nucleotides. Lineage: Eukaryota; Viridiplantae; Streptophyta; Magnoliopsida; Ericales; Theaceae. The record is from RefSeq and is a predicted model, not a curated record.